CUGCCAGUGCGCACGCGUCACAUAGCCCUCAACGCUUUUCUUCACCGUAUCCGGGUGGUCGAGGACCCAUACUGCACGCACUGUGAGCGUGGCGCCGAGGAAACGAUUCGGCACUUUUUGUUCGACUGCCCGGCGUGGGGGCGUUCGCGACGGGUGAUGGUCAGGGAGACGGGGCGGCACGCGGAGUCUUUGGCUUACCUGCUCAACGAGGAGCGUGGGGUGCGUUCGCUGAUGAAGUUUAUCAAUGCGACUGGGAGGUUCAGGGGGACGUACGGGGAGUUGGGGAGGGUGAAAUAUUCGGCUUAG
Coniophora puteana RWD-64-598 SS2 is the source of this 306-nucleotide messenger RNA. RefSeq lists its product as uncharacterized. The record is from RefSeq and is a predicted model, not a curated record. The annotation marks the transcript as partial. NCBI's taxonomy places the organism in Eukaryota, Fungi, Basidiomycota, Agaricomycetes, Boletales, Coniophoraceae. The transcript has a single exon.